UUAGUUAACGAAUCGAUGGUGGCGGUGUCUGUCUGGUUUGUUUCGAAAGUGUUGAAAAAAGUGUGACAUUUUUUUCUAAUUUAGAUAAGCAAACAUGGGGAUAAGCGAUUAUUAUCCCUUGAUCUUACUUCUUGCCUCAGUCUGUCUCACAGAGGUCAGAGGUCAAGCCUGCUCCAAAGAUAAGCCUUGCGGGACGGACGCUUGUUGCAGCAAAUGGGGCAACUGCGGUUACGGACCAGACUUUUGUGGGGAUGGGUGCCAAAAUAAUUGCGAUGCGAAACCAGAGUGUGGCAAAUGGGCAUUGGACUUUGACUGUCCCCUUAAAGUGUGCUGCUCGAAAUGGGGUUUCUGCGGCACAACGGAAGAAUUUUGCAAGAAAGAAUGCCAGGGAAAUUGUGACGAUCCGCCAGCCCCCUCCUGCUCUUCUCGAGGUUCCUCCUCCUCCCCCGUCAACAUCGGCUACUACGCGUCCUGGGCUGCCACCCGGAAGUGCAACCAAUACACCGUUGAUAAUAUUGACCCUGAUCUCUACACCCAUCUCAACUACGCCUUCGUCGACGUGAGUAACGGUGUCAUUGCUCCACCGAGCGUCCAAGAGGACUCGGCGAUGCGAAACUUUUCCGGACUCAAGGAUUUCAACCCAAGUUUGAAAGUGUUGGCGUCAAUUGGAGGUUGGGCGUUUAAUGACCCUGGGGAAACACAGCAGGAAUUUCACAAUAUUGCAGAAACCCCGAAAAGCAGGAAGAAAUUUAUUCAGUCUGUCCUCAAAUUCAUGAAAGAGUAUGGUUUUGACGGCGUAGACGUCGACUGGGAGUAUCCCGUGGCAGAUGACCGUGGGGGUUCUCCGGAGGACAAAGAUAACUAUUUGGACCUCAUCAAAGAGAUGAGGGCGGCGUUCAAGUCGAAAUAUUUAAUAACCAUUGCAGCCCCAGCGAGUUAUUGGUACUUGAGGCACUUCAAGAUUGCAGAAAUGUCAGAAUAUCUCGACUGGGUUAAUGUCAUGACUUACGAUAUUCACGGGACCUGGGAUAAGGACAUUGAGUCGCUCGGCCCAUAUGUUAAGCCACACACUGACAUUUCUGAAAUUGAACCAGCCAUCGGGCUUUUCAGAAAGGAUGGCGUUCCCGAUGAAAAACUUGUCCUGGGUCUUGGCUACUAUGGGAGAGCUUUCACUCUGAAAACACCCUCUUGCAAAAAGAUCGGAUGUGAAUUCAGUGGGGCUGCGAAGGGCGGAGAGUGCACUGAUGCUCCAGGAACGCUGGGCUGGUUCGAAAUUGUUGACAUCAUAAAGACCAAGGGGGCAAAGUCGAUCACUGAUAAAAAGUCAAUGUCCAAGAUUCUUGUUUUCGAUAAGGACCAAUGGGUCGGGUAUGAUGACGAGGAGACGCUCGCCUUUAAACGUUCCUGGGCCAAGAAGAACUGCCUGCGAGGCACCAUGAUUUGGAGUAUCGACCAAGGCCUCGAUAAGUACGAGUAUGAAGAUAACGCCAUCCCAGAUGCUAAAAUUCCCCCGAAACCGGAUCGAUCUCCGAUGUAUAAUCGACCAAAAUCAGUGGGACAAGGACACGGCAGAAAAUAAAAUAUAAUCUAUCGGUAUAAAUUCGUUCAUCAUUUUUUUUCAGAAAUCUACUCUCAAAUUCUGUAAUCAACAUUUUAUUCUCGAAAUCUUCAUCAUAUUUUUAGUCGACACAUUUCAGCCAUAAAUUGUUUUCGGGUAUAAAUCAGUUCUCUCUAUUAAUCUUUACAUGAAUUAACUAAAUAAAAUAAAAUUAGGAAAUGAAA
This is a messenger RNA of Folsomia candida, 1782 nucleotides long. Its product is annotated as chitinase-3-like protein 1. The transcript has 7 exons. The record is from RefSeq and is a predicted model, not a curated record. NCBI's taxonomy places the organism in Eukaryota, Metazoa, Arthropoda, Collembola, Entomobryomorpha, Isotomidae. Gene Ontology annotation, biological process: carbohydrate metabolic process. Bases 95 to 1579 code for a protein of 494 amino acids. Gene Ontology annotation, molecular function: chitin binding; hydrolase activity, hydrolyzing O-glycosyl compounds.